AUGGUCAGAUGUUCACUAAGACUAUUCCAAAAGGCUAGUAAAACCACACAAAAUCAAAAAUGGAUUUCAAGUUUAUUACCAGUUUGUAAAACCCCAGAUCAGGCAAAACAAGAAUUAAGAUGGAUUCAAAUGGAAUUACCACAAGAUAAAUGGGACCAGGCAAUACAGGAAAGAUCUAAAUUCAUACCAUUACAAUAUAUACUGGGAUCACAACCAUUUGGUUCUCUAGAUAUUAAAUGUCGCCCUCAGGUUUUAAUACCAAGAUGGGAAACUGAAGAAUGGACUUUGAAAAUAAUCAAUAAACUACGAGGUAUAUCAAGUUUAAAAAUUUUGGAUGUUUGUACUGGAACUGGUUGUAUCCCAUUACUCAUGGGUCAUAGUUUACCCCAUUUACAGAUAAAAGCUAUGGAUAUUUCAUCAGAUGCUUUAGAAUUAUCAAAUGAGAAUAAAAAAAUUCAUGGUAUAACAAAUGUUGAGUUUAAAUAUGGAAAUGUGUUUGAUAAAGGUUUACUUGAGGGGGAAGAAUUUGAUUUAAUAACUUCAAAUCCUCCAUAUAUAUCUGAAUUGGAUUAUUUAAACGGAGAGACUGAAGAAUCUGUGUUACAAAAUGAACCUAAAUUAGCACUUGUUGGUGGAUUAGAAUUUUAUGAUGCAUUGGUAAAUAAUGUUGUGCUACCUUCAAAAGCUACUGGAUUUUUCUUUGAACUGGGUGAUUUAGAACAAGCUUUAUAUACACAGAGUUUACUUAAUAAGGAUUGGUGUACCAAAAUUUAUAAAGAUGGGGCAGAUAAGAUACGAUGUGUUUAUGGUUGGAAAAAAGGUUCAAAAAUGCAAGUAUUGGAGUUUAUAUAA
Molecule: messenger RNA, 852 nt
Organism: Hansenula ciferrii
Lineage: Eukaryota; Fungi; Ascomycota; Saccharomycetes; Phaffomycetales; Wickerhamomycetaceae
Gene: MTQ1
Product: S-adenosylmethionine-dependent methyltransferase
Exons: 1
Coding region: 1-852 (283 amino acids)
Biological process (GO): protein methylation
Cellular component (GO): mitochondrion
Molecular function (GO): protein methyltransferase activity
Source: RefSeq, a predicted model, not a curated record